This is a messenger RNA of Mytilus trossulus (common blue mussel), 1015 nucleotides long. RefSeq lists its product as uncharacterized. Gene Ontology annotation, molecular function: carbohydrate binding. The coding region runs from base 27 to 776 and encodes 249 amino acids. NCBI's taxonomy places the organism in Eukaryota, Metazoa, Mollusca, Bivalvia, Mytilida, Mytilidae. The transcript has 4 exons. The record is from RefSeq and is a predicted model, not a curated record.
ACUAAUUGAAGAAACCGCUAAAAUUCAUGGGUUACUUAUCAGUAUUUUUCAAUGCUAUUAUUGUAGUGCUGAUGGCUAUGUACGUGUACGAAAAUGAAAGCAGACAUGGUGAAAUUUCCUCCAGGCUUGUUCUUCUAGGUCGAAAACUAUUAGAUUUAAAAGAGGAACUUGGUAAAGUACAACAAGAACAGAACGCUGUGUCAAAUGAAAUUGAAGACAUGGAUCAGUUAUUAUUAAGAAAAGCAGAGAUAGAGAAAUUGACUGAAAUAGAAAAUCAACUACUCAAAACACAUGAAAAAGGCCUUGAAGGGGAAAAGAAACUAUCAACUUUAGAAGAAAAACUUGAUCGAUUGAAACUAGAUAGUAAAGAAGAAAAGAAAGCAAUAGAAGUUACAAUUAAUUACACGGAGAAAUUAUUAGCAACUAAAGCAGGGCUAGAAAAAUUGACUGAUAGAAUAGAAAAACAUCUCAAAGCACAGGAAAAAGCUGUCAACAAAAUAAUUAUAUGCGAAAGAAAUUCGGCCUUUAUCUCAUGCAAUUCGCAAAUAAGUAUAGCGGAAGCUAUAUAUGGACGUCAAACAGAUACAAGUAUUUGUCCAACUUUGGUAAAAACCAGCAACUGUAGGUCACCUGCGUCAGAUGGUAAGGUAAAAAGUCAGUGCAAUGGGAAAAGUCUAUGUGAACUGACUGCAAAUAAUCACCAAUUUGGUGAUCCCUGUCCUGGAGUAGUCAAGUAUCUGGAGGUCAAAUAUACGUGCACAAAGCUGGAACAUUAACUUUUUGUUUGCCUUUGAGAUUUACCUAUUUUUUUGUUCUUUCAAUAUGCGUAUUCGAGUCUUUGCUAUUAGGGUUUUAUAGAUUAUUUAUCCCCCCAAAAUAGGUACGUAUUUCCUUAGAUAAAAUGUUCUUAUACUUUGACAAAAAUAAGUACUUAAAAUGCUUUUUCCCCCUGAAAAAUAUGAUAAUAAAUGUGGGUCACAGGGCUAUUUUUCAAGCUACCAUUCGUGCAAAACUA